This is a messenger RNA of Gadus morhua (Atlantic cod), 3271 nucleotides long. Its product is annotated as alpha-N-acetylgalactosaminide alpha-2,6-sialyltransferase 2. Lineage: Eukaryota; Metazoa; Chordata; Actinopteri; Gadiformes; Gadidae. Bases 848 to 2029 code for a protein of 393 amino acids. Gene Ontology annotation, molecular function: sialyltransferase activity. The record is from RefSeq and is a predicted model, not a curated record. The transcript has 10 exons.
GAGAGAGAGAGAGAGAGAGAGAUCAUUUUUUCCCUUUCAAGUUAUCUCUCAUCCUUCUCCUCGUCUUUAUCUAAACUCUCUCUACUUUUGUUUUUAUUUCGAGCGCGUCAGGAAGGUCUUAACGGCCCGUAUCGAUGGCCCGUAUCGACCUCCCCCAACACGGCAGGGAGAGAGAGGAGAGAUCUGAGCUGGAAACCUUAACAUGCACUGAGGAGCCUGAAGCCUGGACAUGUGCUCAAUGGGCCAAUCAGGGCUCAACCUGCCGGACUCAUGCAAGUAGAGCGCUGAACUAUCGUGUUGGAAUUCGUCGGAAAAGGUUCAUAAUGGUUAUGCGCUCUAUACGAUUGCGUACACGCCCACAUCGGUAAUUUCUGCAAAACGUGCUUUGUUGCUCUGAGUCCUUGACACAUCCUCAUCAUGAAUAUGUAUUGAACACUUGAUUCAAGGUCCAUCAUUGGCCCCAUUGCAGGUAAAAACAUUUACCAGAAUGUCAAGUCAUAACUCAUGGGUUGAAACUUGUUGGCGGUAGCUGUUUCCAUGCUGUGCCAGCUGUGUGUGAGUGAGUGUGUGUCAGUGCCUCACAACGCCAAGGGCUACUAGAGAAGAGGAACUGAACUGUGGAGUCCAUCCUCCUGACCUGACGAAGGCCGCCUCCUCAUACCUGUGCCCCCGCAUCUCUGGGAUCCUCAGAGUCCAUCGUCUUAUGCGGCCGCUGCUGUCCUCUCCUCCUCCUCUGGCUGAGACCACCCUUCACCCACCCUCAGCUGCCCCUCAUGCCCAGGGCGCAGGCAGGGUUCCACCAUCACUCCUAGUCCUGCCUGCGUACGGUUGAGUGUUUGGGCGCACAAUGGCGACCAAGCUGCGCAUCGGGUUCUAUAUCCUGGCGGCAAGCUGCCUGCCCUUCCUCUACAUCCUGUGUGUGAGCCUUGAGAUUUGGGCGUCUGGCAGCAUGACAGGAGAUCGCCUGGGGCUCUCUUGGCUCAGCGAAAGUGUCUUUGGCCGCGACCCCCCGCCCGCUGAAGCAAUGAUGUCUUUCGAGGAACAGUUCAUUGGAGAUACGUACGGCCGAGAGGACAUCCCACCACAGAGCACCUGCCCUGACGCCCUCACCAGGAAGUGGUCGUCCACCGGCUUUAAUGGAAGUUUUCUGGCGACCAUUCCGGUUCUCCAGUGGGCCAAGGACGUCAAUCUCCAACAGUACCAGCGCCUGAAGCAGUAUGGCGGUACCUACGGAUGGGCAUCGAUGGACUAUGAGACACUGAACGCCACGCUCUCCGUCCUCAACCGGACGGCCAACCACCAGAUGUUUGACGACUGGCAACUCCGUCGGAAGGGCUCGCAGUGCGUCCGCUGCGCCGUGGUGGGCAACGGGGGGAUCCUGAAUGGUUCCGGCAAGGGCCGGGAGAUCGACAGCCAUCACUACGUGUUCAGGACGAACGGAGCUGUCCUAAAUGGUUUCCAGAAGGACGUGGGCACACGCACCACCCACUACACCUUCUCCACCAACACCUUCAAGAACUCCAUGAUGAGCUACCGUAAACAGGGCUACAGUGGACCACCGCUGUCCGAGGAGACGCGCUACGUCUUCCUUCCAGACCACGACCGUGACUACCUGCUGGUGAAAGCUGUUGCCACGCACACACCGGUGGAGCGAGGCCGGGAUAAAACCAAAACUCCACCGACGUACUUUGGAGAGGAUGCGACGGCGGAGAAGCUGAAGAUGUAUCACCCAGACUUUGUCCGCUACCUCAGGAACAGGUUCUUUCAAUCCCACGCACAGAAGAAAGGAUACAAGAGAAUCUACCGUCCAUCGACAGGCUCUGUGAUGCUGUUGGCGGCUCUGCACACCUGCGACCAGGUCAGCGCCUAUGGCUUCAUGACGUCCGACUAUAAGAAGUACCCGAACCACUACUAUGACAAAACCCUGAGCAAAGUGAGAUUCUUUGCCAACCAUGACUAUGGCUCGGAGCUGGGGCUGUGGCAGCAGCUGCACAAGGAUGGCCUCAUACGGCUGUACAUGCGAUCGUGAUCCAUGGGGACAUUCCGGCCAGCGGCACAUGGCCUUCAUAGCACUGGGACGAGGUGGUCAUUUGGUGGCAGGAAAACCUAAUGCAAUUUUUAUUUUAUUUUAAUAUUCUGACAAACCGUCUUAUCAGCUGCUACACUGCCUUGACUCUUAACGGAUUGUAUUUCCCUCUCAAAGCUUGUUUAACAUAUGUAUUUGGUGAAGGGCUCGGUGUGUACGGGAUAAUAGUUGUGUUGGUUUAAUUUUAAGUUAAAAGGUCAAAAUUAAGAUUUGAUAGAAACCACAUGGUGGUUGAUCGCUCUAGUGCCUUGAAACUCCAACCUAAGGGUCUGUCUUUUAAGAAACUUAAAUUAUUAAAUUAUUAGUUUUAACGCAAGUUCAUUGUUGUAUAGUCUACGAUGCACACUGUAUUUUAAAAACAUUAUUGUAAAAAGUUGCAAAAGACUCUGAGGAUCAUCACUGUCAAGUUCCAAACCUAAGCGUCUUUCAUUCAACCUCUUAAACUCGAGGUUCCCCAGAUUUGGGAAGACCGUGAUCACUCUCGCAGAAAAAGGCAUACAACACUGCCCUUAUUAUGUAGAAAUAUCAAAUUAAACAUGAGAAACUCUGCUACAAGCACAUAUAAGUAAUUUUUGCAAACACCAAACCUGACCUGCCGAAGAAGAAUCAGGGAAGAUCUUUUUUAUAUUGUUGAAGGACUUUCUGGUGUUGAAUCAAUGGGUGAUUGAAGGGAUACUUAGACUAGCAUUGAGCACUUUCUUAACGUGAUUUUUCAAGCAAAAGAGAAACCUCAAACCUGUUGGGUUAACAGUUUAUUUCUCUCCACGUAUUGUCUGGUAAUCCUGUUUUUGUUUGGUUUGAAGAACCAAAGGAUAGCUUUGAGCACUAGGGAAGCUUAAAAAAAUGGUGCCAGAGUUAGCAAAAAAGCUAAUUUUCAUUCCUUUGGCAGAUCAAUCACAUUACAUUAAUAAGGAAAAAAUACAAGAAUGAUAUAAAGCAAUAAAGAAGAAUUUCAGUGCCAAAUAUAUAUGAUUUUACAGAUGCCAUGAUAGAAGUCAAGUCAAUAUCUUUCUCUCUGUCGCGUGGAAACACCCGCCUGCAACUUAGAAUACAUUCACUGAUGUUCGACUGUGUUGAUGUUGUUGAUGCUGUUUUCUUGAAGCACUAACCCUAACCCUACUAUUGACACCUUUUGGCGGGAAUAAAUCUUUGCAUAUUUUUGUGAUAAAGUCUGCCCCUAUCUAA